AUAUAUUACUACUAAUAUUAUUAUUAGUUCUAAUAAUAUUAUUAUUAUUAGUGUGAUUGCGUCACUAUUUAUUAUUAUUAUUAUUAGUGUGAGUGAAGAGGUUUAAGUCGUAUCGUCUUUAAACUGAUAUUUAAGCAGAGCACACACGCUGGUUCAUUUAGACUUCAUAUUUUAACUGUAACUUUAGUUUGUGUUUAUUAUUCGAUAAUGUUUUGCAAUAGUUUAAGCAUGUAUAGUUUUUAUAUAUGUAACGGAGGCUUGUGCUAGGUGCCGUGCAGCGAGUUGUAUAAAGCAUGUUUCAACUUGCUUAUGUCACCUUGCUUUUACUACCUUUACUCCACUGAUCUCAGUAGUAUUAUAAGCUGAACUUUAGCUUAUUUAUUAGCGCGCCCGUGCUUAAGUGUGCUAUUACUCUUCAUGCUGAUAAGUAUUAUAGUUUAUUUUAUAUGAAUUUUUCAAUGCAUUUGUUAUGGACUUCACUUCCUGUACACGGUAGAAACAUGGUUCCAGCGCUAAAAUGUUGCUCAUGUUUAAAUGCAUUACGGACUUCAGACCGCUACUGUGUGUGUGUGUGUGUGUGUGUGACGUCAGCUAGAGUGAGGGAAGAGGUUGGACGCAUCAUCUUUAAACUGUUUCCAGCGCACACACUAGUUCGUUUAGACUUCAUAUUUUAACUGUGACUUUAGUUUUAUAUAUUAUUUGAGAAUGUCUUACAAUAAUUUAAGCAUGUAUAGCUUUUAUAUUUGUAACUGAAUGUAGCACUAAGUGCUGUGAGGUAAACCUCAUCUUUAUAAGUAUAUAAACUUGCCAGUGAUGGCUUUCACUUGUAUUGUUAUUUAUGUAUUAUUUCAGAAUGUCUUGCAAUAAUUUAAGCAACAUAUCGCUUAAACGGUAAUAGCUAGAAACAUGCUUCCAACGCUAAAAUGCUGCUUAGGUGCGCUAUUACUUUUCAUGCUGAGAAGUAUUAUAGUUUUUUUAGAUGGAUGUUUAAAUGUAUUUUUCACGGACUUCAGACCGCUGCUGUGUGUGUGUGUGUGUGUGUGACGUCGGCUAGAGUGAGGGAGGAGGGUUUUUUUUAAUUAUUUGAGCAUGUCUUGCAAUAGUUUAAGCAACAUAUUCGCAAUCACACUCGCAUUUUCUUCUGGAAAUGCAGCAUUCUAGUUUUACCUGUUACAACAACAGAAUACAACAAACAGAAGUGCAGUGUGCAUGUGUAGGCCUACUUUGAAAUAAAGUAAACACUGAACUAUGCAGGCCUUUUUGAGUCCUUCCCGUAUUUGUGUAAAAUUAAAAUAAAACGUAGUCCACUUUAAUAUGAAAAAACAUAUAAUUGCAGCUUAGCAGUUUUAAAAAAGUAAACAUAAAAUUAGGAAUGUUUUUUGACAAGUGCAUUUCAAUGUGCUCUCAUCCUCUUCGGGUUUCUUUCUCGGCCAGCAAUCAACCGAAGCACCUGAAUAUACAAUAAAAAACUAUCAGCUUCGGGUCUGAAAUAAAUGUUUUUUUCUGAAAAAUAAUAGCCUAUUAAAUUCUAGUAUUCUCACCUGUUUAACAUGACUUCUGUUUCUGAAGCUCGAUGCUGAUCUUCCCUAUAUCGGGGCUGUAAGAUGUGACUUUGAUCUUCACACAGGACUGUAGGCUCUCAUUUAUGAGGCGGGAGCGAUAUUUGGACUUUAUGAAGUUCAUGCUCGAGAAAACUUGCUCGCAUAAGUAUGUUGAGCCAAAGAUGGACAGGACUCCAAAUGCAUACUUUUCAUGUUCAUAUACAUACAGUAUGUGUCGGGAAUGGCACUCCAUGUUUCAAAAAGAAGUUUGUCGGGUUUGGGGAGGUUUUCAAUAUCAUUAUGUUGGCUUGAAAAAGCCAACAUACUGUUUUCCUAUUUAAACUUCUUAGGAUUAUUUUUCUUAGACAAUUAAUUAUUAUCCUAUAAAUAAUUAAUUAUUAUCCUAUUAAUUAUAUUAUCCUCCUAGAGCUUUCGAGCUACAUGCACCAAACCCGGCACGGUUGUUGAGCCUGGUCUGAAAUUUGUUGCUAUUACUUUUCUAAGGAACCGGAAUUCUGGUAAUUCCCAGUACGGAAGCCCAAAGUGGCCUUUUUCCAGAUAGAAUUCCAUUCAAAACUUUGGAGGUUUAUAACUCGGCGGGCUUUCGAGAUAUCGACACCAAACUUGGCCAGCUCCUUCAGAAUCUUGGCCGGGAUGAAGCCGUACAUUUUGGGUCUGAUCGGAAUUUUGAAAUUCCGGUAUAGCCUCGCCCCCAAAUUCCCAAAAUCACAAAACUACCCCACCAUACACGUGACAUAUCAAAACACUCAGAACAAUGAGGGGAACUUUGUGAUGUGUGUUGGGUGACGUCACGUGACGUGACAUCACGUGCACGCCACUCCCCAAAAUUAGCGGAAUUUCAAAAUUACACCAACAUACACGUGACAUAUAAAAAUGCUCAGCACAUUGAGGGGAACUUUGUGACAUGUGUUCUGGUGACACAUCCACCCACCUCCAAAAGUAUUGGCACCCCAUCGAGCCACUCGCCUCCAGAAGAAUCGGGACCCUAUCUGUCUGCUCUCCACCAAAUAUAUUGCCAUCCAAUCUCUCCACCCGUCUCCAAAAAGCAUCGGACAUUACAACUACUUGCUUCAUCAAGCCAACAUCAAAGUUUGUCGCGAUGAACUUUAAAAAUAAAUUGUGCUCUUUAGUGAGAGUGGCCUUCUGACAGGCGACUUCUUCGAGAUCCGCUGUCAGGCUUUUGAACUUGGACACCCAUAGGUCUUUAUCCGCUAUGUCAGCCAGUUCAGUUUCAAGAUCGGGCUGACUUAUUCCUGUGAAUGCAGAUAUGUUCAGCAGGGAUGGGUCGAUGUCCAGCGGUGUGACAAGGAAGGGGGUCGCACACUCAAGAAGCCACCUGCAGGCCGAAGAGAGCCACAACAAGGAGGCUGAAGAGCCGCAUGUGGCUCCGGAGCCACAUGUUGCCGACCCCUGGUCUAGUCUAUUGAACAAAAUAAUCAAUAAAAUGUGUAACUAAUAAUUAGUAACUAAUUUAGUAACACAUUGAGAAUUUUUACACAAAGCCACUUGGUGUUGGUUUUCUUUAAUUUAUAAAAUGAAAUAAUAUUUUUUUCAAAACUGUAUUUGUUCAAUUGGACUGUUUUUGUCUUCUAAAAAAAGCUCAGAAAGAUAUGAAACAAUUAAGUUUUAAAUUAUUCGUGUACUAUUUAGUCAAGGUUAGUGUUUUUUUAUAUAUUAGUUAACAGCUUAUCUCUGUCUGUAGCAGUGUAGUAUUGAUUAGUGAGAUAAACACUCUGAGAGCAGCACAUGAAAUGUGUGUUUCACCUCCAACUACAGAAAAACCUAAACCUAAACUCACAUCAAACCAUGAAGGAGAUGUAUUGACAGGAAACUCAGUGACUCUGUCCUGUACACUGAAUCUACAGUCUGCUGGAUGGAAGUUUUACUGGAUCAAACCCACACAGAGCUCUGAGACUGAGACUGAAACAGACUCCUACAUCAUCAGUUCAGUUAGAGUCUCUGAUGGAGGUCAGUACAGGUGCAGAGCUGGAAGAGGAACCCCAGUCAACUACACAGACUACAGUAAUGCACUCUGGGUAAAUGUUACUGAGAGUCCUAAAGCUGUGGUGACCAUAAAGCCUGACAAACAUGUGUUCAGAGGAGAGACUGUGACUCUCAGGUGUGAAAUACAGGGAGGAGGAGAAGCUGAGUGGACAUACAGCUGGUAUAUAAAUGAUUAUAAACUCUACCGAAAACACAAAAUACAGGAGUUCAGCCUCAGGUCAGUUAAAAAUGAAGCCAGUGGUAACUACACCUGCAGAGGGAGGAGAAGCAGUGACACUCAGGGCUCAGAGAUCAGUGAUGCUGUUACUCUCACUGUAUCAGAUGUAGCAGAGGCAGUAGUGAGUGUGUCUCCAUUGAGUUGGCUGACUGAAGGAGAUUCAGUGACUCUAAGCUGUGAGGUUAAACACUCCUCUACAGGCUGGAUAUUCAGCUGGUACACAUUUGUGUCCUACAGAGACAGUCAGGGUUUCAUCAGGUACAGAGCAUUGCUCCUUUCAGACAGCAGCAGAGGAUCUGGAGGCUCCUACACUCUCAGUCCUGUUACUCUGAAUCACACAGGAGUUUAUGUGUGCAGAGCAGAGAGAGGAGUCUUUCAUACACGUUACAGCAAACUACAGCCACUGUGGAUCACUGGUGAAUCUCCUCCAGUGUCUCUGAUCAUCAGUCCGAGCAGAACUCAAUACUUUACUGCUGACUCUCUCUCACUGAGCUGUGGGGACCAGAGUAACUCUACUGGAUGGACAGUGAGAAGAUACAGAUACAGUGAGGAAUUGUUCAACUGUUCAUCAGUUUCAGGAUCUACAUGUAACAUCAGCUCCCUCUCUACAUCAGACAUUGGAGUUUACUGGUGUCAAUCUGAAUCUGGAGGACGCAGUAAUCCUGUCAACAUCACAGUGCACAAUGGUGCUGUGAUCCUGGACAGUCCUGUCCAUCCUGUGACUGAGGGACAUCCUCUGACUUUACGCUGUUUAUCUCACAGCAAAAAGAUCCCAGACUCUGGUGUUGAUUUCUAUAAAGAUGAUUCCAUCCUCCAGUCCCAGACUACAGGAGAGAUGACCAUCAAUAGUGUCUCAAAGUCAGAUGAAGGUUUCUGCCACUGUAAACACCCAGAGAGAGGAGAGUCACUGAAAAGCUGGGUUUCAGUCAGAGGUCCACUGCAAGCUUCAAGUUCAGUGCUCAGACUGAUCAGUAGUCUAGUGACGGUUUCUGUGUAUCUGCUGCUGACCAUCGUUGUGGCAGUGAAAUGUUUCAGAGCUCGAGUUGAGACUGAUGAAGACAACACCCAGAAUGCUGUUAUAGAGGAUUGAACAAAAAAAUAAAAAAAAAAUCAGAUUUUGUCAUAUGCCUCCUCAUGGGGUCACAACACUUUAAUGCAGUGUACAAUAAAAUAAACUGGAC
This is a messenger RNA of Hemibagrus wyckioides, 4964 nucleotides long. RefSeq names its product Fc receptor-like protein 4. The transcript is spliced from 8 exons. Gene Ontology annotation, molecular function: transmembrane signaling receptor activity. Lineage: Eukaryota; Metazoa; Chordata; Actinopteri; Siluriformes; Bagridae. Gene Ontology annotation, biological process: cell surface receptor signaling pathway. The record is from RefSeq and is a predicted model, not a curated record. The coding region runs from base 3314 to 4873 and encodes 519 amino acids.